Messenger RNA from Paralichthys olivaceus (Japanese flounder), 2345 nucleotides. It is a transcript of the gene mpp1, whose product is annotated as MAGUK p55 scaffold protein 1. Gene Ontology annotation, molecular function: signaling receptor binding. Lineage: Eukaryota; Metazoa; Chordata; Actinopteri; Pleuronectiformes; Paralichthyidae. The record is from RefSeq and is a predicted model, not a curated record. Gene Ontology annotation, cellular component: cell-cell junction; plasma membrane.
GCUGUGGAGCCGGAGUGCUGUGAUUUCGGAGCUGACAGGGAGCCCCUGAAUGCAGCAGCAGCCUGCCCUCUCAGUCAGUCGCAUGUUUACUUGCUUUGUCAGCGGUGUCUUCUCAUUCCUCUCUCUCCCCUGCAGCUCAUCCAAACCUUGGACUCUCACUCACUUUAUCACAUCGCCCUUAUCAGCGGUUUCUUCUCCCGCAGGCUUUUAUUAUAUCCCCGGCCCUUCCUCCUGCGGACCUUGAUCGGAGGGCACAUCGGGUUCAUAGGUGGGUUUUUUUUCCUGCUCUAUCUUUUUUUUUUCCGGCCAACAGGGGAAAAGAUGACGUUAAAAUCCAGUAAGAACGAACCUGCUGUCAUCCUGGAGUCCGUCAGCAGCGCGCGGACUGCCCUCUCCGAUCUCUACCUGGAGCAGCUCCUGCAAAACAAACCAAAGUGUGACAAGGCAACUAUGCAAACAUAUGAGAAUAAGGGAGCUGAAGUUUUCACCAACGGCAGCACGAAACACAUGAAUGGUACAGACCUGACCAGGAUGAAAGAAGUAGCAUUUGAAAAGAAUCCGUCAGAGCCAAUGGGGGUCACCCUAAAGCUGAACGACAAACAACGGUGCACUGUGGCCAGAAUACUACAUGGGGGUAUGAUCCAUAGACAAGGGUCCUUACAUGAAGGGGAUGAAAUAGCAGAAAUCAAUGGGAAAAGUGUAACAAACCAAACUGUAGACCAGCUACAAAAGAUUCUGAAAGAAACCAAUGGUGUCGUCACAAUGAAGAUCAUUUCCAACCAGCAGAGUCGAUCCCGGGCCUGUGAGAUGUACAUGAGGGCCCAGUUUGACUAUGACCCCACCAAGGAUGACCUCAUCCCAUGCAAAGAGGCUGGACUGAAGUUUAAAACUGGUGACAUCAUUCAGAUCAUCAACAAACAGGAUCCCAACUGGUGGCAGGGCAGAGUGGAGAGCAACACUGCGGACUUCGCUGGACUAAUACCUUCCCCAGAGCUCCAAGAAUGGAGGGUGGCCAGUAAGAGCAAGGCCAGAGAGGGCAGUCAGUCCUGCAGCCCGUUUGGGAAGAAGAAGAAGUGCAAAGACAAGUACCUGGCCAAGCACAGCUCCAUUUUUGAUCAACUGGAUGUGAUUUCUUAUGAGGAGGUUGUUCGGCUCCCGGCUUUUAAAAGAAAAACACUUGUGCUAAUUGGUGCACCUGGUGUAGGAAGGAGACAUAUCAAAAAUGCACUAUUGACCAAAUACCCGGAUAAAUUUUCCUACCCAGCACCACACACCACCAGACCCCAGCGUAAGGAUGAGGAGAACGGGCAGGAAUAUUAUUUCAUCUCCAACGAAGCCAUGACCAAGUGCAUCUCUGGGAAUGAGCUGCUGGAGUACGGAAGCUUCCAGGGAAACAUGUUUGGCACCAAAAUCGAGACCAUCCAGAAGAUCCAUGAGCAGGAAAAAAUCGCCUUGGUGGACGUGGAACCACAGACCCUGAAACUCUUGCGGACGGCUGAUUUUGCGCCCCUUGUGGUGUUCAUCGCUCCGACCAACACAGCUUCCCAGAUGGAAAACCUGCUGAUGAUCCAGAAAGAGUCGGACGCCAUUCUGACCACGUUCGGACACUUCUUUGAUGUGGUUCUCGUCAACAACGACGUGGAUGAAAGCGUCAAAGGUGUGGAGGAGGCCAUGGAGCGUGCCACCUCCACCCCGCAGUGGGUGCCUGUAUCUUGGGUGUACUGACGGCCGUCCGGCUCCAGUGUAGCACCUUUAGUUUGAUGAAAAGCAGUGCAAUAUCACUCUCACUUACCUGAAACCUCUCAGUUAGUGAUCUCCCAGUCGUGUUUGGGGUUUUACUAUUUGGUUAAUGUUGAUUGUCACAGAGAUUUUUUCCACAAGUGCAUCCAAAAAAAUAAGCAAUAUGUAGAAAGGUUUAUUUUAGAAAGUGGAGAACCUCACCAGGGAUGUUUUAUUUUGGUGGUUUAUAUGUUUGUGCUUCAGGCUUUUGGGAUAGUUUUGGUGCCGCACACCUUUUGUGAUGCUUGGAACGCGAGCGAAUGCAAAAUAGGACCACAACUGUGAAUGAAAUCCUCACUUUUAAAUAAGGAUUUUGUCAUGUAAAACAUCGAUUCUGGAUUCUUUCUCUUCAUCCUCAUUAAACUGUGCCAUGAAGUUGAUAUUCUGAAACUGUCUGUCCAUGCAGUGUGUGUAACUCCAUUCUGAGACAAUGUCCUCUUACACAAAACCUUUCAGUCAGUCAGUGACAUCCUUUCUUGUCUGAUCUCAUAAAAAAUUGUAUACCUCAUGGGAUACUGUAAAGGCACUUUCAAACAGAAAAUAAAUUUCCCUGCUCUGUUGCAACA